AAGAAUAUUAACAAUAAAUACUUGUUAAUAAACGCAUAAUCAGCAACAAAUAUGGUUGGAUCACGCGUUUAUGUUGGCGGACUGCCCUACGGAGUCCGCGAACGCGACUUAGAGCGCUUUUUCAAAGGCUAUGGACGCACUCGUGAUAUACUUAUCAAGAACGGCUAUGGCUUCGUGGAAUUUGAGGACUAUCGUGAUGCAGACGAUGCCGUGUACGAAUUAAACGGGAAAGAACUGCUAGGGGAACGUGUUGUUGUUGAGCCAGCUAGAGGCACAGCGCGUGGCAGUAAUCGGGAUCGUUACGAUGAUCGCUACGGCGGGCGCCGCGGUGGAGGCGGCAGAUAUAAUGAUAAAAACAAAAAUUCCAGAUCAUCCUCUCGUUAUGGGCCGCCAUUGCGCACUGAGUAUCGUUUGAUUGUCGAGAAUUUAUCCAGCCGCGUUAGCUGGCAGGAUCUGAAGGAUUAUAUGCGCCAAGCUGGCGAGGUUACCUAUGCUGAUGCCCAUAAGCAGCGUCGCAACGAAGGUGUGGUCGAAUUCGCCUCGUUGUCGGACAUGAAGACCGCCAUUGAGAAACUCGAUGAUACCGAGCUGAAUGGUCGUCGUGUGCAUUUGGUGGAGGAUCGUCGUGGUGGACGCAGCGGUGGUGGCGGCGGUGGCGGUGGUGGUGGCGGCGGCGGUGGUGGACGUGGCCGAUCACGUUCGUCUAGCUCGCGUUCACGCUCUCGCUCUCGCAGGCGUUCUCGCUCUCGCCGCUCGUCGCACUCGCGCUCGAAGUCACGCAGUCGCUCCAAGUCUCGCGGUGGACGCUCCAAGUCAAAGUCCCCAGUCAAAUCGCGUUCUCGCUCACGUUCGCGCUCCAACAAAUCUCGUGAUGUGUCCAAGUCAAAGUCAAAGUCUCGCUCUCGCACUCGCUCCCGCUCGCCCAAGCGCGACUCACACUCACGCUCACGCUCUAACUCUAAGCGUGAGUCACGUUCCCGUUCACGUUCAAAGUCGAAUCGCCGUGAUUCGCGUUCUCGUGAUCGUUCCGCAUCGCCCGAUAAUAAGUCGCGUUCUCGUUCUCGUUCACGUUCAGCAUCGCCGAAGAAUGGAAACGCUUCACCGGAUCGCAACACCGAAAGCAUGGAUGAUUAGAUUAGUUAGCUGUCCCAUUAAUUAUAAAAAUAUUGAUUUUAGUUUUCGACUAUUUACUAUAGAAAAACAAAUACAGACACCCCCAUCCACCAAAAACACUUGAAAACAAAGGAAACACUCAAACAAACAAAAUAAGCAAAAACAUUGCGAACAUCUUUUAUCCACUACCAAACAUCGUAAACAUUUUUUUAAUAUUUAAAAAUUAUGUUUUAAGUAAACAUUCGACAGACAUGGCUA
Messenger RNA from Drosophila navojoa, 1371 nucleotides. RefSeq names its product serine and arginine rich splicing factor B52 (gene B52). Gene Ontology annotation, molecular function: mRNA binding. NCBI's taxonomy places the organism in Eukaryota, Metazoa, Arthropoda, Insecta, Diptera, Drosophilidae. The record is from RefSeq and is a predicted model, not a curated record. Gene Ontology annotation, cellular component: nucleus; cytoplasm.